Messenger RNA from Amphibalanus amphitrite, 1633 nucleotides. RefSeq lists its product as uncharacterized. Lineage: Eukaryota; Metazoa; Arthropoda; Thecostraca; Balanomorpha; Balanidae. The transcript has 2 exons. The record is from RefSeq and is a predicted model, not a curated record. Gene Ontology annotation, biological process: DNA integration. Bases 127 to 1323 code for a protein of 398 amino acids. Gene Ontology annotation, molecular function: nucleic acid binding.
GCACAGCUUCUACCGGUCGGCUCCCGAGAAGUGCUGCAUGUGGCCCACCGCUGUGAAGGCGAAGAGAAGCUGCAAGCUCUAGUGAGAGACUUCUGGUCUACCGAGGCUUUUGGAACAAGGUACAAUAUGAAGCAGCCUCGCUCUCAUGAAGAUCGACUGGCGGAAGAGAUGAUGGAGUCCACCACCAAGUGGAGAGGUGACAGGUAUGAAACCGGCCUUCUGUGGAAACCUGAUUGCGCCCCCCUGCCCAAUGACCGUAGCAUGGCCCUGCGCCGCCUCGAAACUACGGAGAAGGCGCUCCGACGAGCACCAGAAAAGGCUGCAGCUUACCGCGACACUAUGAGAGAGUAUCUGGAUAAAGGCUACGCCCGUCUGCUGACCGAAGAGGAACUACAGAAGCAUCAUCAGAGGUGCUGGUAUUUGCCGCACCACGCGGUAACCAGCGCGAGCAAACCUGGUCCUAUGCUCGUCAAGACGGGAGGACGGCAUGAGAAGAGGUACGGACUGUUGGUGACGUGCCUCGCCACCCGGGCAGUGCACCUCGAGCUGUGCCACUCGCUCAGCACCGACAGCUUCCUCAUGGCGUUCCGCAGAUUCGUCUCAAGGCGAGGCAGACCGAAAGAGGUGUUCUCUGAUAACGGGACGAAUCUGCGAGCAGGAGAGAGGGAGAUGCGUCGGCAGAUCCAAGCAUGGAACGUCCACGCCAUCAGUGACCGCCUCGCACAAGAUGGCAUUAAGUGGCAUUUUAACCCGCCAGGUGCGUGUCACAUGGGAGGCGCCUGGGAGCGGCUAAUAUCCUCCGUUAAGCGUGCUCUGAGAGCAGUGCUGAGCCAGCUGACUGUCACGGACGAAGCGCUACAGACCGUGCUGACAGAAGUUGAGGCGGUGGUCAACGGUCGACCUCUGACCCAUGUGUCCACAGAAGUGGAUGAUUUGGAGGCGAUUACGCCGAACCAUCUUCUGCUCGGCCGACGGGUAACUUGUCUGCCACCUGGCGUCUUCGACAACGGCGAGUCUGCGAGCAGGAGGAUCUGGCGACAAACACAAGCUCUGACAGACCAGUUCUGGACCAGAUGGCUGAAGGAAUAUGUCCCCAGCCUGACCUGUCGCCGCAAGUGGACAAGAGACAUGCGGAACUUGGCGCCCGGCGACCUGGUUUUGAUCGCAGAAGAUAACGUGCCGCGGGGUCAGUGGCCCCUCGGCAGAGUGAUCGAAGUGAUGCCCGGCCCGGACGGCCGGGUGAGGUCAGCUCGUCUGCGCGCUCGUGGUGGUACAGUGCACCGACCGGCCACCAAGAUAUGCCUUCUCGAGGAGGCGAGAUAACUGCUGACGGUGUCCAGUGAUACCGGCGUCUCACGCGCGCGUGCGCGUGGAGGGGGGAGGAUGUUCUGUCCGAACAAAGUCCAUAUUAGAACGAUGGCGCGAGACAAAAAGCGCAUGAAAAAUGAAAUGUGUUACACUGAUGAAGAAUGUGAAGAAAUGAUAACGGGGAAAAAAGGAAUUUGAAAUUUGGCUCAAAACUUGGUUCAUUGUGGUAUUGUUAUUGCUUUGGCUCGACGAAUGAAUGAAAUGUUUGCUUGCGUUUCCGUUUUUUCUUGAUUGGAAAGAUCCGGCACUUUUGUUUAAUGUUGCA